This is a messenger RNA of Globicephala melas (long-finned pilot whale), 1571 nucleotides long. It is a transcript of the gene MED18, whose product is annotated as mediator complex subunit 18. The record is from RefSeq and is a predicted model, not a curated record. Gene Ontology annotation, molecular function: transcription coregulator activity. Lineage: Eukaryota; Metazoa; Chordata; Mammalia; Artiodactyla; Delphinidae. Gene Ontology annotation, cellular component: mediator complex; core mediator complex. Gene Ontology annotation, biological process: regulation of transcription by RNA polymerase II; termination of RNA polymerase II transcription.
CUUACGUCGCGGAGUGGUGGUGUUAGAGGUUUGAGCAACGAAACGUUUUUGCCGGAAGUGAGAAGAGGAGAGGGAAGUCUAACCCUCUCCCAGGGUCUUCAAGUUUAGGGCUGGGGGCUAAUUGUCGCUAAAAAGCUCAGAGGUGCUCUGGUGGAUACAAUUCCUCGCUUUGCGAGAAGAGGCUAGAACGCGCGCUGAGGUGUGUGUGUUUUUUAACUUAUUUAUUUUUGGCUGCGCUGGGUCCUCAUUGCUUCUCUCCGUCGCAAUGCGCAGGCUUCUAACUGCGGUGGCCCCUCCUUGCAGAGCACGGGCUCCAAGCGCUCGGGCCCCAGCAGUUGUGGCACACGGGCUCAGCAGCCGUGGAUUGUAGGCUACAGAGCGCAGGCUUAGCAGCCGCGGCAAACGGGCCCAGUUGCUCCGCGGCAUGCGGGACCCCACCCCGGACCAGGGAUCGAACCCGCGUCCACCGCAUUGGCAGGCGGACCCCCAACCACUGCGCUACCAGGGAAGCCCUGAGGUGUAUCCUGUGUUUACUUGACGGGGGACUCCGAGUCCAGUUCUGUCGUUUUCAACUUAAACAGGUAACAUGGAGGCACCUCCAGUCACCAUGAUGCCUGUCACCGGGGGCACCAUUAACAUGAUGGAGUACCUGCUGCAGGGAAGUGUUUUAGAUCACAGCUUGGAAAGCCUCAUCCACCGCCUUCGUGGUUUGUGUGACAACAUGGAACCGGAGACUUUCCUUGACCAUGAGAUGGUAUUCCUCCUUAAGGGCCAGCAGGCCAGUCCGUUUGUUCUAAGGGCUCGACGCUCUAUGGAUAGGGCAGGGGCACCCUGGCAUCUGCGCUACCUGGGACAGCCAGAAAUGGGAGACAAGAACCGCCAUGCCCUGGUGCGUAACUGCGUGGACAUUGCAACAUCUGAGAACCUUACUGACUUCCUGAUGGAAAUGGGUUUCCGCAUGGACCAUGAGUUUGUUGCCAGGGGACACCUGUUCCGUAAGGGCAUCAUGAAGAUCGUGGUGUACAAGAUCUUCCGCAUCUUGACACCAGGGAACACAGACAACACUGAGGCCUUGUCACUCUCCUACCUUGUGGAACUAAGUGUUGUUGCACCAGCUGGGCAGGAUGUGGUGUCUGAUGACAUGAGGAACUUUGCAGAGCAGCUGAAACCUCUGGUUCACCUAGAGAAAAUAGACCCCAAAAGGCUCAUGUGACAAGGCAGUCUGUCCACCACUGGGGCUUGUCCUCAGCUGUUACAAAAAAAGAAGAUGUUAUAAUUGCCCUAUUUCACCACUGCUAGCCAGGCAUUCUUCCCUCAGGAAGGAGGACAAUGAGAACUUAGUUGGUUCUUUGCACUGUUUUCCUCAUAUGGCCAGUUCACUUUUGUGACAGCCUUUCUAAAUUAAAGGCUAAGGAUGACAUGGAGAAUCUAGAUAAUCCCUCUGCAUAAAGAGGGAAAACUGGAAUAAAAUAGCUUUGGGGAAUAAAAAUCUUUUAAUUGUUUUGCCAUUUGUGUGUAAGGUUUGUAAAACAGAGACUGAGUUUGUAUUGUGCAGUAAUAAAGGCUAUAAA